AUGGCCCUGGAUACGGAGCAACAAUCUUCCGCUCGCGGUCCAGCCCAGCCCAGCUUCGUGUUUCGUGGACAUACCGCCCAGAUUCACAGCGCUCACAUCGUAUGCCGCAACACAUGUCUAGUCACGGGCGAUGCAGACGGCUGGGUGGUCCUCUGGAAACUGGAGACCAAACGGGCCUUGGCUGUUUGGAAAGCUCACGAUGGCGCUAUCCUUGAAACUUCAAUGUGGGGGAGCGACAGGUUCAUCACGCAUGGACGCGACCACAGCUUGAGAAUAUGGCAGCUCGAUCCCUCCAACACUGCCACCUUUUCCAAAGCUCUCCCUGCAGAAGGUGCCGAUAUAGACAGACCCAAACCAUGGCUCUUGCAUUCUCUCCCAGUCAAUACAUUGAACUUCUGCGCCUUUUCAGUGUAUCAUGAUAGACAUGUGUCCCAAGACUCCCAUCCCGAGCAGUCCCAUGCAUCAGCAAGCUCUGUCCUUGUCGCUGUACCGGCAAGAGAUGACAAGAAAGUCGAGGUCUAUCAGUUCCCACAGGAAAAGCUGGUUUGUGUUGUGCCGAAAGUCGAGUCAAGGGAUACUGGCAUGGUAAUGGCAGUCAAACUCGUGCAUCAUUCUCUAUCGAACAACAUUCUCAUCGCCGUUGGUUAUGAGGGGGGAUUCAUAUCUGUGUAUACGACUCCGCACCCUCCACCGCAAGACCCACAAGCACCGCGGAAUCCAAUUCAGAUUGCCCAACUUGUGUAUCUCAGUCAACCUCAUUCUCAACCCAUACUUUCCCUCGAUGCGCUACCGCAGGACGAGACCACGUUCUUUACAUCUUCUGCCGACGCCAUAAUUGCUACACAUACAAUCAAGGACCUACCUAUCAAUGAUGCUCCUGCAAUUCAGUGGAUGGACCAGGGAGGUGCGGGAGCAGAAGAUGUUUUCAAAAAAACAGCAAAUCCCAACCAGAAAAAUGAUAUAACCUCCUCUACGCACGAUGAUAUAGAGCCUCGAGUUUCCGCAGUAUCGGACUCGGAUAGCAAUACCACAAGCCGUGUGGUUCAAGAUCAAGCUUCAUCCUUAGUACAGCCUGCAUCGACCUCCUUGUUAGAUUUCACAAAGAAAACUGUGCCACCAAGCGCAAACAACACCACAGCCACUGCUACUUCCACAAAACAAGGAGGUCUGUCAUCGCUAUUUUCCAAUGCAGCAGAGCCUCAACCUCGGUCCAAACCACCACAACCAUCACCCCCGAAACCCGUCAUUCCUCAACCACCACACAAAUUCACCAAUACUAAACACGCCGGGCAGCAAUCACUGCGCGUGAGGUCUGACGGCCGCCUCCUAGUGACAGGCGGAUGGGACAAAAGAGUACGGAUAUACAGCACCAAGACCCUGAAAGAAGUGGCAGUGCUAAAGUGGCAUGCCGAAGGCGUAUACGCGGUGGACUUUGGAGAAAUAAUGAACAUGGAAGAUGUCGCGGCUGGCAAUGCCAAGGAUGAGCAAGAGCAUGCUGAAGGUGGGGAUGAAGUGGCAAAGAGGGAGACAGGAUUGGGCAGGCUGCAGCGACAGCGGGAGGAGCGCAUGCAGGUCAAGCAUUGGGUGGUAUCUGGGGCUAAAGAUGGGAAAGUGAGCUUAUGGGAGGUAUUCUGA
This is a messenger RNA of Periconia digitata, 1635 nucleotides long. NCBI's taxonomy places the organism in Eukaryota, Fungi, Ascomycota, Dothideomycetes, Pleosporales, Periconiaceae. The record is from the annotation of a GenBank genome assembly.